AGGUUUCGGAUGUCCGAUUAUUUUAAUAAAUUUUGAUAUUUUGAAGUAAUAUACUUUACAUGCAUUUGUAUUCUUUUUUUUUAUUAGUGCAAAUUAAUUAAAGUGUAUUUUUAAAAAGUAUCAAAUCUAUCAACGUAGGUAGGUCCAUGUUGAAUAAUAUGGAUUUUCAAAAUCAUACUGUUUCACGUCCAAAAUUUCAACCAUUGCGUGUGAAAGAAUUACUGCAUUUUUGUGAAAGCGAUGAUGAUGAAAGUGAAGACAGACCACAAGAUUCUGAUAACGAAUCAGAUUUUGACGAUGUUUAUCCUCUACCACAAGAUGAUCAUGUUGAAAAUCAUUUAAAUAUGUCAUUGUUUAAUACAACAUGUAAUGAGCCAGAAGAAACUCGUAAGGUUUCGCAGACAGUUUAUUCAAAACUUCAAGAAUGUGAAAUAAACAAUAUCAUUACAGAAUGCAAGUCUGAAAGUAAAGCAGCAUUUCAUAAAAACGAACAAAAUACAUCUGAAAGAAGUCUGAAAUGCGAACAGUCAAAUCAAGUGCAAUUAAAUGUUGAAACUUAUGUACAAGACAAGUUUUCACAAAUUGAAUACAAAAAUAAAUGUAUUACUAAUGUAAACAUUAAAGGAGAAUCAAGUCAGAAUCAAUUUUUAGAUCAACAAAAUUCUAGCCAAGUGAGCAAUAGUAAGAAAUCUAUUGCUUCUACAUCUCAACAUUUGGAAAGUAUGUCACAAUCUGGAAUAGAUAAUUUACAGAAUAUAAGUAAGAAAUUUAUUGCUUCUACAUCUCAACAUUUGGAAAAUAUGUCACAAUCUGGAAUAGAUGAUUUACAGAAUAUAAAUAAAAAUUCUAUUGCUUCUACAUCUCAACAUUUGGAAAGUAUAUCACAAUCUGAAAUAGAUAAUUUACAGAAUAUAAAUAGUAAAAAAGAAACAUUAGAAUUAAUGUCCAUAGCAAAUGAAGAAAAAAUUCAUUGUGAAAAUGUAUCUUCCACAAGUAAGACAUUAAUAUCAGAUACAGGAACAUAUAUAAAUUCUAUUGAUCAGCGGAUAUUACAAAGUCCUUUGAAACAUGCAGUUAGUUCUACACGUCCAGAUCCAUGCUUCUCUCGUAGAAAUAUUACGCAAACACCACAAAACAAAUCUGAUAUAUCUAAGAAUCAUGGUUUGACUCCGGCUACAAUUUUAUCUCAUUGGUCUCAAAAUAAUAUGAAACAAACUCCAUUACAAAAUAAAAGUAUAAAUUUUAAAGAUUCUAUGCAAACUCCAAAAAAUUCUUUUUAUUUCACAUCAACUAUAGGAAAACAUGAAACUCCACGAUGUUUACUACAAGGAUCUCAGCUUCCUAAAGUAAAUGAAGUAACACCUAAAACUCAAGAAAAAUCAUUAUGUAAAAAUUUAUGUGAAACAGACUUACCAAAACAAAUAUUUGGAACAUUAGAAAAUGAUCUAGGAUCAGAUGAAGAAUUGAAAGAAAAUAAAUAUUUAAAUAUAAAGAAUACAGUAAUGGAUAAAGAAACAAUAAAUAAAAUACCAAAUAUCAAACAUGUUCCAUCUUGUAUUAAAGACAACAAAGAUACUUUGAAAUCAAAGUGCAAUUAUCCUCAGUAUCAACAUUCAGAAGCUAAUAAUCAAAAACAGCAACAGGAGUUAAAUAAAAUUGUAGAUAAAUCAUUGAAUGUACAGUUUUCACUUCCAUCUAAUGUUCCUAAAUCUAGACAAACUAGAACUCUUUUUGUUAAUGAAAAAGAGUAUUUAAUUUUGGAUACACUUGGUCAAGGUAUGAGUGGAGAAGUUUUGAGAGCACAGGACUUAUCUUCUCUCGAAUUAUGUGCUAUUAAAUGUGUUAAUCUUGAACGUAUGGAUAAAGAUUCAGCACAAGGUUGUUUAGAUGAAAUUUUAAUUGAAAUUAAGUCUCCAAUGGUGUAUGUGGUUAUGGAAAUGGGAGACACUGAUUUUAGUCGCCUUUUAAAAACUAUGUCACGUGAAAAACAAAUUUCUCUUACAAUGAUUUUAUAUUAUUGGACAGAAAUGUUGACAGCUGUUAAGCACAUACAUGAUAAUGGAGUAAUUCAUUCGGAUUUGAAGCCUGCAAAUUUUUUGUUAGUAAGGGGGCGAUUAAAACUUAUAGAUUUUGGAAUCGCUUGCAGUAUGAAUGCUGAUAUGACAUCUGUUAUAAAAAAUUGUCCAAUUGGAACUUUAAAUUAUAUUAGUCCUGAAGCCUUAAUGGAUAUUGGUGGUAAUUCAGAUUCACCCACACAGAAUGUUAAAUAUAAAAUUAGUUUUAAAUCAGAUGUGUGGUCUUUAGGUUGCAUUUUAUAUAGUUUAGUGUAUGGUCAUACACCAUUUCAUCAUAUUCGUUCACAAUGGGCUAAAGUGAACGCAAUAAUUAAUCCAAAGUUGAAUAUUCCUUUUCCUAUAACUAUGAUGUCAGAAGAUGGUAAUAAAGCUAUACAAAUACCACCAAUUUUAAUUGAUGUAAUGCGUAAAUGCCUUCAACAUGAUCCAAAAGCACGACCAACGGUAGCCGAACUUUUACAAAUAGAGUAUAUACCCACUAAAGAACAUAUGUCAACUACACUUCCUGAGAUUCCAGCAAAUAUUUUGCUGAAGAUAAAACAUACAUUAAAUGAAGACGAAUGGCGACAAUUAACAUGGGUUUGUACAAUAACAUGUCGUUUUUAUAUAAUAUUUUACAUUAAAAGAAAAAUAAUUUUAUAUUAAAUCUCGCUAUUACAGAUUUUGGAGAAUAGAAGAUAUAUA
This is a messenger RNA of Heterotrigona itama, 2759 nucleotides long. The record is from the annotation of a GenBank genome assembly. Lineage: Eukaryota; Metazoa; Arthropoda; Insecta; Hymenoptera; Apidae.